Molecule: messenger RNA, 1034 nt
Organism: Porites lobata
Lineage: Eukaryota; Metazoa; Cnidaria; Anthozoa; Scleractinia; Poritidae
Source: the annotation of a GenBank genome assembly
AUGUGCCCUAUGUUUUGCUUUGUAAUCCAGCUCUUGAGUGAACCAGAUAAACAGGAUUGUUGGCCAGGUGAUUUCAAAGUUUGAUUAAGCUAAUCCAGGGAAAGCUGUUGUAGCAUAGUUCCAUGUACCGAAUUCUUUCAUUUCACAGUUAUUUCACCAUCAAGUGUACCACUUUUGGGUCCCGGAGUAGAAGUUUAUCAAUCUUACUUUUUCCAAUAAAACAACAACGACAACAACAAUUCAUAAACUAAAAAAAUGUGCAAAAUAAAAUGCAACAUAAAAGUGCAAAACUCUAAAGUAAAAUUAAAUCAAGUACAGUUGUACAGCUUGGUCAACAUUGCUAUGAUGAAAAUAUAAUAAUUUAACCCAGAAUCAUCCAAUUGAGUGUAGUCCUGAACAGCUACAGCUGUUCAGGAUUCAGUGACUGGCAUUUCUAAAGUGUAUAAAAUAAAUCAACAGAAUCAAACAAAUAUUUUAUUAUUGACUUCUGAAUAAAUAAUAUUGGUACUUCAAGACCAAGCAAAUAAAAUCAUUAUUUUUAAGGGAUGCAUUUAGCAUUUCUGUUGAACUUUGUGUGAAUUGUACAUUUUAAAUUAAAUAAAAUGCUUGCAAUCGCCAGUUUUAUGUCUGCAGGGAAUCACAAUACAAAGACAGCUGAAAUGCAUUGAAAUCUUUUUGGUUUCAAGAACAAAAAUAAUUUGAUUGAUUACUAAAAUUCCAAGAGACAUGCACUUGUUGGUGAAGUACUCAUGAUCAGAAAACUUAAAUGCAAAAACCGUGGUCAUUAUAAGUUUUCUCCUGGAUUAGCAUUUAUCGACUUUGUUCAACUGUCACAACAUUUAAAUCAAUAGCCAAGUUCUGCUGAUAUAAUAAUAAUAAUAAUAAUUAUGUGGAAUCCAUAUUAUUAUUAUUAUUAUUAUUAUUAUUAUUAUUAUUAUUAUUAUUAUCAUUAUUAUUAUGAGGCUGUUAUUAUAGUACCUGUUGGUGCAGAUAUGCAGUCCUUAUUGUACCCUUCAAAUUUCUUACCACUUUGA